AUGGCGAAUAUAUUCGACGUGCGGUGGUCCUCGAACCUCCUCGCCAAUGUGACCUCGAAAACAACGAAUAGCAACCUCCAUGGCGAUAGGAUUCUGCUGCCCCAGUCCGCACUGGAGGCCAUAAUGGCCGCUCCCCGAUCCGACGAUGGCUUGUCUUCUUACGAUGGCCUGCGCCUACCCUUUCCGCUCAUGUUCCGGCUACAAAAUAAGUCCAAUGGCCGCGUGGUAUACUCUGGCGUGAGGGAAUUUAUCGGCGAAGAGGACCACAUAGGGUUGACGCCUUACCUCGAGAAGGCGCUUGGAAUAGAGGCGGAAGAUAAGAAUGUCGAAAUUUCGGUAUCGGCAAAACAGGUACCUAAGGGAACGUACAUCCGAUUACGACCGCUUGAGGCGGGCUAUAACCCUGAAGACUGGCGGCCGAUCCUCGAGCGGGAACUACGAAAGAACUUUACGACAUUGACGAACAAUACGGAACUGCAUAUUAGAGGUGUUGGGGGCUAUGAGUACAAGUUUCUCUUGGACAAGGUCGAGCCGGAAGGCGAUGCGAUCUGUGUCGUCGAUACGGAUGUUGAGGUGGACAUUGAAGCCCUAGAUGAGGAGCAAGCGCGAGAAACGCUAAGGAUAAUAGCUGCGAAGGCGAGUAAUAGGCCCACGGGAAACUCGACCGGUGGCGAGAUCAGUAUCUGGAAUGACGUUGAGGGACACAUCGUACCCGAUUCGUAUAUCGACUACCAAUUACCCUCCUGGGACCGGACACAACCACUCACUGUCGAGCUGUCAGGAUUCGGAGAGGAGGAUGGUUUAGACCUUUUUGCGAUUCCGAGUUCGACAAGGUACAGGGCCUUGCCACGACAAGACGAACACGUUUGGGGAAACUUCACGACCAAGUCUGAUGGGCACAAGUCGAUUGAGAUACCGCCGGACCAUCCCGCGCUCGAGACUGCCGAGAAGCUGCUCAUCUCAGUCUAUUCGUACAUACCGGUCGCAUCAUCUGGGAAGGCGCCAGAGCCCAAGCCGCAAGGAUUCGUUCUACGCGCCCGGGUAGGGCACGCUACCGAGUCCCAAGACACGCUAAUGGAUGACGCCCAUGUGCCAGAGAACCAAAAGAAGUGUCCGAAUUGCGGACAGUGGGUACCGAAACCGUCUUUUUUCCUGCAUGAGAGUUUUUGCUUGCGCAACAACACCACAUGUAAAGAAUGUGGACGGGUAUUCAAGAAGGGAUCCGAAGAGCUUGCGAACCACUGGCACUGCGUGCACAAGAACGCCUGCGACUUGUUCCCCGACAACUAUGGGAACACCGAACUUGGACGUGAGAGGCACCGUAUCGCAUACCACUCGGAGCACCACUGCCCCUCGUGCGAUUUUACCACCUGCGACCUACCCGAACUGGCCAAACAUCGAACCACCUACUGCCCAGGCAGGCUUAUCCUCUGCCAGUUCUGCCAUCUCGAGGUCCCCCAGGGGGGUGACGGCACGCCCACGCCGGAAAUGAAACUUACAGGGCUCACACCCCACGAACUAGAGGAUGGCUCGAGGACGACCCAAUGCGACAUCUGCGGCAGGAUCCUCCGGCUCAGGGAACUAGAAGCGCACAUGAUGAACCACAAACUAGCCAGGGCGUCGCAACCGACUCCACGCCUAUGCCGCAACGUCAACUGCGGCCGCACGCUCUACGGCGUCGGCGCACGUGGCGCGCUCUUCUCCCGCUCAUCCACCACGACGUCCGAACACGAGGACAACGACCUGGGACUCUGCGGAGCGUGCUUCGCGCCUCUGUACUCGAGCGUCUACGACCCCGAAGGAAAAGCCAUGCGCCGACGCAUCGAGCGGCGCUACCUCCUCCAGCUCAACACGGGCUGCGGCAAGUCGUGGUGCGCCAACGAGUGGUGCAAGACGCACCGGGCCAACGCGGGGUUGGAGCCUCUGGGCGCCAGCAUGAAGGCCGCGCUGCCCCUUGUCAAGCCCCUGGUCGAGUCGGUGCCCGAUCCCGCCGCUCCGAUGUAUUUCUGCGUCGACGAGACGAGCGCGGUGAACAAGAUUGUCGCGACGGAGCUGGCUAGGGAGGGAAGGUAUGAGCUGGGAUGGUGCGUUGCGGCGUGCGAGGCGACAAAGGGGGAAAUGGGGAGGGCGAGGGAGUGGUUGGAGUUAUGGGCUAAUGCGAAGGCGUGA
This is a messenger RNA of Scedosporium apiospermum, 2169 nucleotides long. Its product is annotated as Ubiquitin fusion degradation protein. Gene Ontology annotation, molecular function: polyubiquitin modification-dependent protein binding. The transcript has 2 exons. Bases 1 to 2169 code for a protein of 722 amino acids. The record is from RefSeq and is a predicted model, not a curated record. Gene Ontology annotation, cellular component: VCP-NPL4-UFD1 AAA ATPase complex. NCBI's taxonomy places the organism in Eukaryota, Fungi, Ascomycota, Sordariomycetes, Microascales, Microascaceae.